Messenger RNA from Lineus longissimus, 1140 nucleotides. Its product is annotated as U3 small nucleolar RNA-associated protein NOL7-like. The record is from RefSeq and is a predicted model, not a curated record. NCBI's taxonomy places the organism in Eukaryota, Metazoa, Nemertea, Pilidiophora, Heteronemertea, Lineidae. The transcript is spliced from 7 exons. The coding region runs from base 149 to 877 and encodes 242 amino acids.
GGCUGCGCCCUGAGAAAACGUGCCUUUUCCAAAAAAAAUUCAAAACCGCGCUAGAAAGUUUAAUAAAGCUCUUUUUAUGAUUUUGUUCCGUUGAUUUGAAAGUCUUUUCAGUAUAGAUUAGCAGAGGACGUAACAACAGCAUUUCAUCAUGCCGAGGAUACUUUUCGACGAAGACAGUGACUUAGAAUCCGACUUUGAAACGGAGCUUGGAACUCUCAAGGAAAAGCCGAAAAAGACUGAAAGAGGAAGUGAUGAUGAAUUAGAAGAAAGCGAUGAUGCCGCAUCUGAUGGUGGGGAUCUUAUCCAGGAUUCGGAUGAUGAUGCUCCAGAGGCUGUCUCCUUCACGAGCGGCCGUCAGUCCGCACUCACCGCCAUGAAGUCUGCCAUGGAACAGAUUCAAAAAGACAAAAUCUCUACAAAGGACAAACGGCGGAAGCAAGAUGAACAGUACAAAAAACAGAAGGAAGAGAAGCUGGCCUUGUUGGCCAAGAGGAAACUACCAGAAGAUCUCCUGGCGUCAGUGUCUGCUUCGAGGCAGAAGAUCGACUUGGAGGGGAAGAAGAAGAAGAUGAAGAAGGAAAGAAAACAAGUAGAAGUUGUGGAAGAACCAGAGUUUCAGUCAGAUCUAGACUCGGAACAGGAAGGAUUUCGAAGUGCUGAAGAUGACAACUUUAUUCCUCUUGGGAGAAGUGUGUCUGGCUUCCAAGUCGUCUCUGUCAAGGAGGUCUCUAAGGCAAAAAGUUUAUCUCAGGACGCAAAGAACUUUCGACAGAAUAAAUUAUUUGGUUCAAGGGUGCCGCGAGAGUCGGUCCAAGCCAAAAUGGCUAAAGAAACAAAGAGAAAAGUUCAAGCCAUGAGAACUCGACCACGUAGAUGAGGACAUCUUUGUAAAGUGUACAGCAGCCAUUUUAAUUUACCUGUAUUUUGUAAAUAAAUUCCUUUACUGUAAAAUUGCUCUUUUGAUUACGUUGUAUUUGAUUACGUUGUAUUUUGUAUUUAUUAGAUGUAAGUCUGCAUACUCCUGUCCCAUUUCAGUUUGUAUGAAUGAGCUGUGAUUUCUUGCUGUGUUCUCCUACCCAAAGCACAACAUGCAGUCAUAUAAUGGGGUCAUUCAUAAUAUAUGUACGCAUCAAGGGAGAG